AUGGCGCCGAUCUUCGAGUACUUCGUCGUGUGCGGGCUCGGUCCCGAGAUUCGAACCCUUGACGGGGACAAAGGUUACCACGGAGUAGGCGUUCUGUACUUGCCAACACUGCUUGACCAAUACCCGCCGGAAAAUCAUACUCUGUACCCUCCGCCUCCGCCCCAGCUCCCCACUUGUGUGUUGCCAGCUGGUGUGGAAAUCUUCUCUACUGGAUUUGAUGUCAAUGAUCCUUCCACUGCACCACGGAGCUAUCCUAUCGUUUUGACGGAGGGUGAUGGGUCUAAAAUUUACGUUAGUUGCAUUGCUUUCCGGGAUCCAGUUAGCGAGGAUAUUGCUGAAGCGUACCGAAUACCUCCAAAUUCAUUUGCUGACAAAUGCAUUUGUCUUGUCUCGCGGUCUCCUAGUAUUGGUGUCAUUCGCAAUGCUCUGGAGGAGCUAUUUGCGCUUUGCUUUUCCUCGGAUGGCAGUAGCAAGCCGUUAUGGGAUGUAAUUGCACAUUUGGUAUCCAAUGUACCAUUGCCUACUCCUGGGAGGGAUCGCGUCUUGUUUGCUAUUGAGAAUUGUCUGCUUUCUGUGGAUCCUCCACCAAAAGAUGGUCUUCCUCAUGCUGAUAUAUCAUUUCAACCAUUGGUCCAGUGCUUGGAUGUUGACAACCUAAUCCAGCUUUUUACAGCUGUUCUGCUUGAAAGGAGGAUUCUGCUUCGAUCCAAUAUGUAUUCACUUUUAACACUAGUAUCGGAAGCCAUAUGCCAUUUGAUAUAUCCCUUUAGGUGGCAGCAUGUGUACAUCCCAUUACUCUUUUUCAGUGGAGUAGACUAUAUUGAUGCUCCUACGCCAUAUAUGAUGGGUCUUCACUCAGGGGUUGAUACAUCCCACCUUGCGAUGGACGGUGUGGUUGUCGUUGACCUUGAGUAUAAUCGAAUAAGCACAUCAGAGGAAAUAGAACCUAUUCCAGAGCCAGAAUUCAGUUCUUUGCGUAUGGAGUUACUGAAAUUGUUGCAUCCAAAAGUUGUGGGAAUAGAUCAGAUAAAGACUAGUCCAGCUGGUUUGUCGGAACAGUUGGCUAUCUCCUGCAACCAGCCUUGGGGAGAGGAACACGACCUUCAACUUAGGUUAAUAUUUCUCAGGUUCUUUGCUUCAAUCCUAGGUGGCUACCGCAAUUUCAUUGAAAAUAGUGCAGCUCAGGCCUUCAACAAUCAGGCAUUUUUAAAGAAACGCUCUAGGUCAACACAUCAACCUCCAGAUGCCAUGGUUUCCCAGUUUUUAGAUACUCAUGGUUUCCUGGAUUUUCUGGAAAGAACUGGAAGCCUUGAUGAAAGUGACAAUAAUCUCUUAGACAAGUUACAAGAUGCUAUUGGACGGGGUCAAAAUCCUAUGUCAAUUCUCCCCUCAUCUUCUACGGAACCUGAAAUUGUUACCAUAUCAGAUCCAAGUGGGGGAAUAUCAGGAUCAGGUGCUAAAUAUAUUUAUGACAGGUUUCCUUCUAACAUUAGAUCAGAAGAACAGGAGGAGAAGAGGAAACAGAUUCUUGCUGCAGCAAGUGGAGCUUUUGAGUACAUUCAGAAUGCUCCCAACUUACCGUCUGUGCAAGUGGGGAAGGACGCUCUUAGUCCCAUGGAGAGGGCCGCGGAAAGAGAACGCAUGGUCCUGGACAUCAAAGUUAAGCUGCAGGGCUUAUGGCUGCGUCUUCUGAAACUGGGAGCCACUGAGGAUCCCCUUUCCUCUUUUGAAUAUGGCACUAUCCUCGCAUUAAUUGAGUCUGAUGCUGAGGGAAUUGGUGGUAGCGGAUUUAUUGAAUGUAUAAGCGAGCAUAUACAUACUGGCUGGCAGUGUCAAUUGACUGAUGAACAGUUCAUUGCCGUUAAAGAACUGCUUAAAACAGCAAUUGGCCGUGCAACAUCACGCAAUGAUAUGUCAACCAUUAGAGAUGCUUUGGAGGUAUCAGCUGAGAUGUAUAAGAAAGACAGCAACAAUGUGCCUGACUUUGUCCAACGCCAUCUAAUCUCAUUGUCUAUAUGGGAAGAACUACGGUUCUGGGAAGGAUUCUUUGAUUAUCUAAUCGAACGUUCCUCUGACAAGUCUGCCAACUAUGCUGCUCAAGUGACAUCACAGCUUAUCCUCAUGGCUUCACACAUGGCUGGUUUAGGAAUUUCUGAUACUGAUGCUUGGUACAUGAUAGAAACGAUAUCAGAGAAGAAUAGAAUUGGAUACAAGCAGCUUAUCCAACUCCGGGGAUUUUUAACACAUAUACAGCAGCUUCGUGUUGGUUAUUGGGGAGUCUCGUCUGUAAAGACACCAUCCAUGUCAUCUCUGGGAUUGACUUCUCCUCGCCCAAAAGAUGGCACAGAUGAAAAUCAACAACCUGCCGAGGCUUCUGUUGUUGGAAGGAGCUGGGUUCAGAGCAUGUUUAGUAGAGAUUCUUCAAGAGUAAACUCUUUCGCUCGUGUCCGUAAAUGGACUUCUGAUGGUGCUUCAGAUGCUUCUGCAGCUGGCCAAAAGAAACUGCAAACCAAUGUUCGAGUACUUAGAGGCCACAAUGGUGCUGUAACUGCUUUGCACUGUGUGACACGAAGAGAGGUCUGGGAUUUGGUGGGAGACCGUGAAGAUGCUGGUUUCUUUAUCAGUGGAAGCACAGACUGUAUGGUUAAGAUCUGGGAUCCUAGCAUCCGUGGUUCUGAACUUCGGGCGACUUUGGAAGGGCACAAAAGAACUGUUCGGGCUAUUAGUUCUGACAGAGGGAAGGUGGUGUCAGGAUCCGAUGACCAGACUGUUAUUGUGUGGGAUAAACAAACAACCCAGCUUCUGGAAGAAUUAAAGGGUCAUGAAGCUCAGGUCAGCUGUGUCCGCAUGCUGUCAGGUGAGCGAGUGCUCACUGCUGCUCAUGACGGAACUGUUAAGAUGUGGGAUGUUCGAACGGACACCUGUGUAGCAACAGUUGGUCGUUGCUCCAGUGCAGUCCUUUGCAUGGAAUAUGAUGAUUCAACUGGGAUACUGGCCGCUGCUGGCAGAGAUGCGGUGGCAAAUGUCUGGGACAUCCGAGCUGGAAAGCAAAUGCAUAAGCUCUCAGGGCACACAAAAUGGAUUCGGUCUGUUAGAAUGGUUGGAGACACUUUGAUAACAGGUAGUGAUGAUUGGACUGCUAGAGUGUGGUCUGUAUCACGAGGAACAUGUGAUGCUGUCCUAGCCUGCCAUGCUGGGCCAAUCUUAUGUGUGGAGUACUCCGCAGCUGAUCGAGGAAUUAUAACAGGUUCAACUGACGGGCUACUACGAUUUUGGGAAAAUGAUGAAGGAGGCUUAAAAUGCAUGAAAAAUGUCACAAUUCAUAGCGCUUCCAUAUUGUCUAUCAACGCUGGGGAACACUGGCUUGGAGUUGGAGCAGCUGACAAUUCAAUGUCUCUCUUCAAUCGCGCUCAAGAUCGACUUGGUGGCGUGGCUGGCUCAGGGUCAAAAUUGCCUGGUUGGCAGCUGUACCGGACUCCGCAAAAGAUGGUUGCUAUGGUUCGUUGUGUGGCGUCGGACCUUGAACGGAAGAGGAUCUGUAGUGGCGGACGGAAUGGAGUUCUGAGAUUCCAUGAAGUUGAGAAUGGAGGGAAUUCCGAGGAUAAGAAGGAGAAGGACGAUUACUCGGCUGUAAUUCGUGAACUAGAAGAAGAUUGCGAUGGGUGUACAAAUGGCGGAUUGGAGAACACUGGUGCUGAAUUGGACACAACUGUUCCAUCGGUGCAAAGUGGUAGUAAUAAGUAUGAGUUCGUCUCGUCUGGGGAAAUGAUUACCGGAUUCAUGGAAGAGCCCAGGGUUUUGAAGUUCACGGUCUAUGAGCAGAUUAGCGAUGGUGAACGAUUCGAAUCCUGCAAUGAGAAGAAUUUCCAUGGAGAUGAAUUCGAUGCAGAGAAUGGUUGGGACUUCUUCGAUCGUUCCCUGAUCGAGAAGCUAAUGGAGGUUCAGAAACGCAACGCGAAGUUCAUUGAUGAUGAUGAUGAUGAUGAUGAUACUAUUGAUAGUGCAGUGGAAGAAGAAGAAGAAGAAAUGGGUUUCGAUUCCGACGGAUUUUCAACGGAGGAGGAAUUUGAAUGGCGUGGACUGGAAUCUGUUUCAGAGAAUAUGUCCACGGAAGAAGAACUUAUGUCUGAGAUUGAAGGUGUCAGUGAUUUGGGGAAAACAGGGGAUGUUGAGGAGAAGAAGGAAACAGUUGAAACAGAGAAAACAGAGGGCUCUGUUUCGGGCGUAGACAUAGAAGUAGAUGAAGAAGAAGAAGCUUCGGGCCAAAGACUGACAGUAGAACAGAAUUCUUUCCUUAGUGAAGAAGCUGAAAACUUUCCGACAGAAAAAUGCGUUUCACCAAUCAAAGAGUACCAUUUCUUCCCUUACAGAACUAUUUAUGAUGGAUCAGAUCCCAGGAUUAAUCUAGGCGCCUCCAUUGAUGAAGGAGAAGAGGUUAAGAAGAUGGAAUCUGUUCAACCCCCAGAAUUCAGCGAUUCCGAUGUAGAAAUCCAACAACAAAAUCAAGAAGAGGAAGACAACGAUUAUGAAGAAGAAGAGGAAUUCAUUGAAUUAGACCCAGGGAAUCGGGAUUCAGCUUCAUUCAGAAAUGAUGAUGAGAGAAUGGAGCAAGAACCGGUAAAUCCAGUCGAACCGAGCAUCGAGGAAACCAGUUUCUCCUCAAGUUACGAGUCCGAUGAAGACUAUACAGAUUCACUGUGGGAGCAUAGCGACAUAGUAGAACAGCUGAAGAUGGAGCUCAGGCAGCAGGCCAGAACCGGCGGCCUACCGACGAUUCUCGAGGAAUCGGAGACCGAAGAAUCAUCCAUUCCUUCUCCCCAAGUGGUUCACGAACAACUGAAGCCGUGGAAGAUCGACGAUGAGAAGGUUGAGUACAAAGACCUCAUUGACAGCAUACACAAAGUUUACAGGAAUUAUUCAGACAAGAUGAAGAAACUGGACAUCCUCAACUUCCAAACCAUGCAUGCUGCAGGUUUACUGCACCUGAAAGACACUGUUCUGUCCCAGCCACCGCGGGGGAAUUCGAUCCAGGCGAUGGUGUUACAGAACUGGUGCAAGCUGGGGAAAGUUGCCGCGGAGCCAAUGAGGAAGAUCGUGGCGGAGAUGCAGAGAGAUUUCGAGGUUGUGUACGUUGGACAGCUCUGCCUCUCCUGGGAAAUGCUUCACUGGCAGUUCUGCAAGUCCCUGGAGCUCAUGAAGUUCGAUUCGUCGUCGCGAAGCUCUCGUCGAUACAAUCAAGUGGCAGGGGAAUUCCAGCUGUUCCAGGUUUUGGUGCAGAGGUUCGUCGAGAAUGAGCCCUUCCAGAGUCCGAAAAACAGGGUCCAGAGCUACGUCAAGGAUCGCUGCGUCGUUCGAAACCUUCUUCAGGUCCCAAUGAUCAAAGAGGACAGCUUGAAGGAGGAUAAGGAAAAGGAGGAGGGAGAUUACGAGCUCGUAAUCACGAGCGAAAUGCUCGUAGAUACCAUCGACCGAUCCACGAGACUCUUUUGGGAAUUCCUCCGAAACGAAAACAAUUCCCUAACCGCAUCGCAACCUCACAUCGUUUCGCACGAUCAGGAUACCACGACCUCAGAGCUCUUCCACGAAAUCAGAACCGAAUUUCACAAGAAGGACAAGAAGCUUAAGGAAAUCCUGAAGACAGGGAACUGCCUGCUGAAGAAGUUCCAGAGGCAGCAACAUGGCAGUCAGGAAUUUAGCAGCAGGCAGAGGGAAAUGGUGGUGGCUCAGAUCGAACUGAAGCUGGUGUCUAGGGUUCUGAACAUGAACAGCAUCACAGCAGAGCAGCUGAUUUGGUGCCAUGAGAAAUUAGGGAAAGUUAGGUUGUCUAAUAAUAGGAAAGUAUCUGUUGAGCCUUCAUUUCUGCUCUUCCCUUGCUGA
Molecule: messenger RNA, 5877 nt
Organism: Linum trigynum
Lineage: Eukaryota; Viridiplantae; Streptophyta; Magnoliopsida; Malpighiales; Linaceae
Source: the annotation of a GenBank genome assembly